Molecule: messenger RNA, 1233 nt
Organism: Dibothriocephalus latus
Lineage: Eukaryota; Metazoa; Platyhelminthes; Cestoda; Diphyllobothriidea; Diphyllobothriidae
Source: the annotation of a GenBank genome assembly
AUGCGAGUCUCCGAGGAGGGUCCUGAGGUGGCGGUUAAGGAGAUAAACCUCACACAACCCGAUAUUGAUCCACAUCGCAUCCUCAAUGAGAGUAUUUUUGGGGCCAAAGUGGGUGACUGUCCGUAUGCCCUAAAGUCAUAUGGUUGUCUCCUGCAUAACGGAACUGUACGACUCCUUAUGGAAAUUAUGGACAGUACUGUGGACGUCCUUACUCAUGAGGCAAGAAAUGGUCUCUUGCGGAAUGUUGAAACAUGCGAUUUUCUUCCCGCCUUCGUACAGACAAACGUAUUGGGAGAAAUCGUUCCGGAACAGUUCAUCGCCUACAUCAUAAAGUGUAUCGUCACCGGGCUAGAAUUCCUGAAUCGGGAGUGCAAUAUUCACCAUCGGGAUGUGAAGCCUUCGAACAUGCUGGUGGACCGCAGCGGGCAAGUAAAAUUCGGACGUAUACUUGUCCCGGAAGUGUCUCGAGGCUCGUACUUGAGCGAUAUCAGGAAAGGUGGAAUUCAACAGUGCCUUAAAAGCCUGCACUUUGCUCCUUUCGAUGACGACGAAAGUGUCGUCGACGUCUCUGAACCAGAACUUCAGGGGAGACGAGCUGAAGACCAACAGCUCGAGCCUCUGCAAAAAAGUUUCGGCAAAAAGGCCAGACAGAGGCGAGCCAGUUGGUGUCCCCUUCUUUUGUUCAUAAACUUGGCCAUGGAACGUGAACGGAGUUUUUGGACACAGUUCCAGGAGCUCGACGAUGUCCACUCACUUGAUUUUUUGAUUUGCGAUUUCGGCAUGUCUAAGGAAAUGAUUGAUAUGAAGACCAGUACUAACGUGGGGACCUUCCUCUACCAGGCGCCCGAACGCCUCAACAUUUCAUCCCCCAAUCGUCAAGGCUUCCGUAUCCAAUCUGAUGUCUGGUCUCUCGGUUUGAGCGUCUACAGGAUUGCCACCAAUGAACACCCCUACCCUCAGCUCGUGGAUAAUCUUGAGUAUAUGACCAAAGUGCUGCAGAGUGAUAUCCCAACCCUGCCCGAAGGCGAUGAGGAGCCCGAAGCGGCUGCAAGCUAUUCCAACGUUAUACGCGAUUUCCUGGCCUUGUGUUUGGUAAAGGAGGAGAGUCAGCGCCCCGAUUUUGUCACCCUCCUUCAAUCUGCCUUUCUGGCACCUGUGGAUCUGGCCAGUGUAAAGCCCGAUUUCGCGGCCUUUGUGACUAGGAUCCUCGCACCAGGAAACCGGGGCUGGUGA